AUGAAGCGAGUGAAAGUGCACACAGAAGCAGCAGCAGCAGCGGCAUCCCUGGUAAACCGUCUAGCCUCGAUCCUCCUCUCCGUCAUCUCCCCCCCGUCUCCAUCUAGCAUGCUCAUCGUCGUCCUCCUCAUCUCCCUCCUCUCCUCCCGUCCACGCCCCUGCCUCCUCGCUUCCUCUCCCCCGGUCACCGCCGCCACCCUCGUCUACCUCGAGCCCCUCCGCCCCCCCUCCCAGAAGCUCGCCGGCGCCCUCCCAACGCCGGCGCGCUUCGUACCUCUGUCAGCCGCCGCGGUCAACUGCUCCCCUCCUGCCCUCUACUACUACACUGCGCUCGGCUUCCUCAGGACUACACCCGCCUGUUCCUCCUUCUUCGUCUCCUCCAUGGGCGGCUCCAUCCUCCUCUCCCUCCUCCGAACCCUCUCCCUCCCCCUCGACGCCGUCUCCUCCCUCCUCCUCCUCCUCAACUUCUCCGCCGUCGGCGUCCUCUCCGUCUUCUCCUCGUCCGUUCCCAUCCUCGUCAAGCAGUCCUACAUGGUUGCGCUGGCGAUCAUCGUCGCCGCUUGGUUUACCCAGCUGCCCGAGUGGACCACCUGGAUACUGCUUCUAGCUCUGGCUAUAUAUGAUUUGGUCGCCGUGCUUGCCCCGGCUGGCGCCCUCAGAAUGCUGGUCGAACUGGCUUCUAGUCGGGACGAGGAGUUGCCGGCCCUCGUCUACGAGGCCGUCCGACAGCCAACAGCAGCCGGGCGGUGGCCCCUGCUCUUGCUACUGUUGCUACCGUUGCUAUGAACGUGGAGAUGCAGCCGCGUGACUUCUACUAGCUUCUGGGGUUUCUGGCGAUGGAUCUGCCGUGGUGAGAUGGGCAGGAUGCCGCUGCGCGCCGCGGAGGAGGAGGAGGAGAGGGCUCCGUUGUUUGGGGAUAGGAACGCUGGGGAGGGCAAUGAUGAUGAUGAUGACGACGAUUUGAUGGAGGUGAGCAGGGGGAUUCGGCUGGGUCUUGGGGAUUUUGUGUUCUACAGCGUCCUUGUUGGGAGGGCGGCGAUGUAUGAUCUGAUGACGGUUUACGCCUGCUAUCUUGUGAUUGUGUCGGGGCUUGGAUGCACGUUGAUAUUGUUGACGGUGUGGCGGAGGCAGGCGUUGCCGGCCUUGCCCAUUUCGAUCAUGCUGGGGGUGGCUUUCUAUUUCUUGACGCGGUUGCUGAUGGAGCCGUUUGUUGUUGGGGCCUCUACUAACUUGGUGAUGUUCUGACUGUUUAAGCUUCUUGAUUUUUUAACUCUUGUUCUGACGAAGAUGAUGAUGGUGUUCUGUUAAUGUAUGAAAUGGGCAUAUGAUAGCAGUAAUCAAUAGAAUGGUAGUUGUCAACAAGGAAGGUAUAGGAGUAAUGUGUAGCAUCCUUUAUCAAUCUAGUCCCCUGAUUCCUAAUUUA
Molecule: messenger RNA, 1423 nt
Organism: Asparagus officinalis (garden asparagus)
Lineage: Eukaryota; Viridiplantae; Streptophyta; Magnoliopsida; Asparagales; Asparagaceae
Product: presenilin-like protein At1g08700
Biological process (GO): protein processing
Cellular component (GO): membrane; nucleus
Molecular function (GO): aspartic endopeptidase activity, intramembrane cleaving
Source: RefSeq, a predicted model, not a curated record